GUGCUUACGUCCCCCUCCCCAUAUCACCAUCAUUGCGCCCACUCCGCGCUACCUUGUCGCUCGUUCUCCGCGUAUUCGAUCCAAGAGGAAUGUCGACGAUAGUAUCUCGCAGCUCGUGAAGCUUUCGUUCCCCCCCCGUACGGCCGGAUCCCCGCUAUAACCACAACCAUGGCUACUGCGCAAGAAUCUGUCGCCAACAUGUCGACAAAGGCGGAGCCCGUCAAGAAGGAAGAGCCGACAAGGAAGAAGGCUUCGAUACGGUAUCCCUUCUGGUUCGGCGGAAGCGCUAGCAGCUUGGCCGCCUGCGUCACGCAUCCAUUGGAUCUAGUCAAGGUCCGUCUCCAGAUGCGCACCGGCAAUGCGCCCAAGAACAUGGUCGGCACCUUUGUCCAGAUCCUGCGGCACGAUGGACCCCUCGGACUCUACAGCGGUAUCUCGGCCUCGCUACUCCGUCAGAUGACCUACUCGACCGUCCGGUUCGGCGUCUACGAGGAAAUCAAGACCCGCCUCUCCGCUGGAGGCCGCGACCCUUCGUUUCCCGUGCUUAUAGGUCUGGCUGCCGGUUCGGGCUUCCUGGGUGGUAUCGCGGGUAACUUUGCUGAUGUGCUCAAUGUGCGCAUGCAGCACGAUGCUGCGCUUCCUCAUGCUGAGCGUCGCAACUACCGUCACGCCUUUGACGGCAUGGUGCGCAUGGCCCGUGAGGAGGGACCCAAGAGCAUGUUCCGAGGAUGGUGGCCCAACAGCACCCGCGCCAUGUUCAUGACGGCCGGACAACUCGCCAGCUACGACGUCUCGAAGCGCCUACUUCUCAAGUACACCCCCAUGGAGGACAACCUCAAGACACAUUUCACGGCCUCGUUCCUCGCCGGUCUGGUCGCUGCCACCGUCACGAGUCCCAUCGACGUCAUCAAGACCCGCGUCAUGUCUUCGUCGCACAACCACGGCGUUCUACACCUCAUUGGCGACAUUUACCGCUCCGAUGGUCUCAUGUGGGUGUUUAAGGGAUGGGUCCCCAGCUUUCUCAGACUUGGACCGCAAACUAUUUGUACAUUUGUCUUCCUAGAGAUGCACAGGAACGCCUACCGCAAGGUCAAGGGCCUAGAUGCUAACCUAUAGACUGGGGUGGGUACGAUAGAUGGAAGUGAAAAAAGAGAUGGGCAUAAAAUCUUGGCGUUAACAUUGUCUUGUCACCAUAUAUACACGGUGCAUUCUCGACGGCGUUUGUUUGUUGGGCAACUCGGCUCUGUCGAGUAGGGAAUAACUCACUUUUGGAUACCACACUAGAGGUAGAGAAAGAGAUGCGCAUUAGAAGUUGUAGCAUUUGAGAGAAAGAGAAAGGGUUCUUCUAUCCAGGUUCAUCCAGAAAACAAGAAAAGAAUCCAUUCUACGACCGUUGCUAUG
Fusarium vanettenii 77-13-4 is the source of this 1401-nucleotide messenger RNA. RefSeq lists its product as uncharacterized. Bases 169 to 1116 code for a protein of 315 amino acids. The record is from RefSeq and is a predicted model, not a curated record. The transcript is spliced from 4 exons. Gene Ontology annotation, molecular function: malate transmembrane transporter activity; thiosulfate transmembrane transporter activity; succinate transmembrane transporter activity. Gene Ontology annotation, biological process: succinate transmembrane transport; oxaloacetate transport; thiosulfate transport. Lineage: Eukaryota; Fungi; Ascomycota; Sordariomycetes; Hypocreales; Nectriaceae.